Megalops cyprinoides (Indo-Pacific tarpon) is the source of this 804-nucleotide messenger RNA. Its product is annotated as protocadherin beta-16-like. The record is from RefSeq and is a predicted model, not a curated record. The transcript is spliced from 3 exons. Gene Ontology annotation, biological process: homophilic cell-cell adhesion. Gene Ontology annotation, molecular function: calcium ion binding. Lineage: Eukaryota; Metazoa; Chordata; Actinopteri; Elopiformes; Megalopidae. Gene Ontology annotation, cellular component: membrane. The coding region runs from base 82 to 804 and encodes 240 amino acids.
GUGACUGUGAGUGUCUUCAUAACAGAUGAGAAUGAUAACUCUCCACAGAUAUUAUACCCUGCUCCAGCAGGGAACUCCUUCAUGACUGAAAUGGUUCCCAAAGCUGCUCACGCGGGCUCUCUGGUUUCCAAGGUGAUCGCUGUGGAUGCGGACUCUGGACAGAAUGCGUGGCUGUCCUAUCAGAUCGUGAAAUCGACUGAUCCGGGACUUUUCACUAUUGGUAUCCACAGCGGAGAGAUCAGAACACAGCGGGACAUUUCUGAAUCUGACACAAUGAAGCAGAACCUUGUUAUCUCAGUGAAAGAUAACGGACAGCCCUCUCUGUCUGCAACAUGUGCAGUAUAUUUACUGAUUUCAGACAACUUGGCAGAAGUUCCAGAGUUGAAAGAUUCUUCUUAUCAGGAGAACAAUUCCAAAUUAACUUCUUAUUUGAUCAUUGCCUUAGUUUCCGUUUCUACUUUCUUUCUCAUGUUCAUUAUUGUCCUCGUAGCUGUGAGGUUUUGUCAUAGAAAAAAGCCCAGACUGUUGUUUGACAGCGCAGUCGCCAUUCCCAGCGCAUAUUUCCCUCCCAACUACGCAGAGGUGGAAGGAGCAGGAACUCUCCGCAGUUCUUACAAUUAUGACACGUACUUAACAACGGGCUCGCGCACCAGUGACUUCAAGUUUGUCAGCUCUUACAAUGACGUCACACUGCCUGCUGAUCAGACCCUGAAGAGGAGCCCCAAUGACUCCAAUGCCAUUGAUUUAAUAAACGAGGAAAAGGAUGGUGUCAUUGAGACUAAAGUGACCUUUGACUCACUGUAA